Molecule: messenger RNA, 1195 nt
Organism: Octopus sinensis (East Asian common octopus)
Lineage: Eukaryota; Metazoa; Mollusca; Cephalopoda; Octopoda; Octopodidae
Product: calponin homolog OV9M-like
Exons: 2
Coding region: 1-804 (267 amino acids)
Source: RefSeq, a predicted model, not a curated record
AUGGCAGAUCCUGUGCAUUUCACCUUGUACUUUCAGGCACAAAGACACAAUUUCAAUGGCCCACAAUGUGGUACGAAACCUCAUGAAUCCCGUGAAGUUCGUUUCAAUCCAGAAGUAAUACGCGCUGGUGAAGGCAUUAUUGGACUUCAGGCUGGAACCAACAAAUUUGCUACACAGAAAGGAAUGGUGAUUGGCGGAGUCCGCCACGUUGCAGACAUCCGCUGUGACAAGUACGAUCCAGAAAGUUGCAAAGACAUUAACCUGCAAAGCGGUACCAACAAAUAUGCUACACAGAAAGGAAUGGUGAUUGGCGGAGUCCGCCACAUUGCAGACAUCCGUUGUGACCAGUAUGAUCCAGAAAGUAGUAAAGACAUUAACCUGCAGGCUGGAACCAACAAAUAUGCAUCCCAGAAAGGAAUGGUGAUUGGCGGAGUCCGCCACGUUGCAGACAUCCGCUGUGACCAGUACGAUCCAGAAAGUUCCAAAGACAUUAACCUGCAAAGCGGUACCAACAAGUUUGCCACACAAAAGGGAAUCGUCAUUGGGGGUGUUCGCCACAUCGCAGACAUCCGUUGUGACGACUUCUCACAGGACUCACAAGGACAUGUCGGCUUGCAGAGCGGUUCAAAUAAAUUCGCUACCCAAAAGGGUAUGAGCUUCGGAGCAGUCCGUCACGUGAAUGACAUCAAGUCAGAUGAAAUCAGUGAUGAAGGCAAACGUACCAUCAAUCUCCAAUAUGGCUUUACUACUGGGGCGAACCAAUCAGGAAUGAGCUUCGGAAAGAACAGAUCUAUUCUAUUAUAGAUUAGUAACGCCACACUUGCAAUGAAGCAUUGAAAAUGUUCACAUAUUAGCAUUGUCCUAUUUUUCGCAUAAGAUAAUUCCACAUUACUGCUUAGCACCCACACUUUCAAAGCAUUCUGUUCUGUUAUUAUAUAUUACUUUGAGAGCUUGCUUUUUUUUAUUCUUAUAAGUUUUUUUCUUUUGUAUUUCAAUCAAGCCAGAUAUGUUUUAAAGAAAAUGCAUAAAAAGUGUACCUUCUGUGAACGAGGCUUGGAAGUUGCUAAAGCUAGCAAUAAUAAAUAAUUAUUCUGAUUAAAAAUAAUAAAUAAUUAAAAAUAACAAAUUAUAAUAAUAAUAAUAAUAUUAAUAAUUAUAAUAAUAAUAAUAAUAAUAAUAAUAAUAAUAAUAAUAA